Paecilomyces variotii is the source of this 2109-nucleotide messenger RNA. RefSeq lists its product as hypothetical. The transcript has 2 exons. Bases 1 to 2109 code for a protein of 702 amino acids. Lineage: Eukaryota; Fungi; Ascomycota; Eurotiomycetes; Eurotiales; Thermoascaceae. The record is from RefSeq and is a predicted model, not a curated record.
AUGACGUCUACGCCCGCGCCUCAUUCGCAGCAUCCUCCUAAUUCGAACGACUUCUCCACGCAACAUUCUCAUGGAUCGCAUCUCGAUGCGAAUGGACAAAUGACAUCUACUGGCUAUACCCCCAGCGAUAACCAGCUCGCGGGUCUUGUGGAAGCUGCGACAGCUGCUGCUGGCCAGGAUGUUUCGGAAUGGGCCGCUGCGGCUGCUGCUGCGGCGGCGGCUGGAGCUGCUGGACAUCAUCACCUAGAUGGAUAUGGAGGCGACAUGCAUCUUGAAGAUGACAGCUUUGCCGAUACGAGCUUUGGCGGCCCGCCGCCGACGAUGGGCAGACUGCGACCUUCGGCGUCGACGCCUGCGAUCAGCUCUCACGGAAACAUGUCUGGUCUCUCGAGGACAGUAUCUAAAAAGAGAAAAAGAAACGAAGAUGCUCUUGAUCCGGCGCUGACUGCCUCUGCCUCCAGUAUGAACCUGGCUGGUCAUCAGCACCAAUCGCAGCAUCACAUGGAUGGUGACGGGUUGAACAUUAGAGAACUGCCGCCUCAGCAGUCGCUCUCGGAUGCCCGUGCUGCGGGUGUGCAUUCCGCUGCGGCACUAUUCCGUCAGCCGUCGAGCAAUAAGAAAUACACGCGACCUCCGAUGUCGAAGCUCUUCGCAUCCCUGGAAUUGUCGCCGGAAAACUUCUUACACUUGCAGGCUGCAGCGAAAGCGUAUAUGCUGGAUGACAAUCACCCGGAACGACGGGAUUGUGUCGGUCAGAGAGGAAAGGGUGACACGGAGAUGGUUAAGCUGAAGCUAUGGAACUGUGUGAGGCAUUUCUUGGAAGUUGAAGGACACGGAGAGCGAUUUUUCGGCGAGAACGUCCUCAACGAAGGAAUGGGUCCCAGACAGUAUAUAUGGCCACGGGAUCAGCACAAGAUCAUAUCGUUGGUUAUUCCACUGCUUCGACGGAUGGUUACCAAUGAGAGGCAGCGUCAAUAUGCCAUUGAGACUCGAAAAGGUGGCGGUUCCGAUGAGCGAAGGCGACGAAAGACAGAUGACAAUCUUCAGAAUCUCCACGCUAUCCCAGAGCAGUCUGCGAAUAACCAGCACCCUCAGAUGCAACACCAAUUUUCGCCGCCUGCGCAGACUCCGGCUCCCCCACAGCCACAGCCGCCGAUGCAGUCAACAGGUGAAGACAUGCACCUGGGCCUGACCGACUUGGUGAUGGAGGGAUACCCAACAGACUGGGGUGUGGUCUGUAGAUCGUACGAUAUGUAUAAUUACGACUCACAGCUGGACAAUCUUUGGUCAGUAUCCGGUCUGCAACAGCCGGACUGGCGUGGCCUGGUUGCUGCUGUUGACAGUCAUUAUCAAAUCGUCCACAAUGGCGACCAUAACUGCGGCGGGCCCUGCGAAGAGUACAACGUUAACCGGAUUGUCCAGUCUGAUCCGGUCUCACAUUUGAAUUGGCGAGUAGGUGGGAAUGGAAAUACCCCAGCCAGGAAUGAAUUUGCGAGCAGCAUCACCCGAGACGUUUCUCGUAUCAUCCGCGACAGCCUCGCAUCCCGACGCGAAGGACAGUCUCCUAUUCCACAAGCCCCUCGACAGAGCAGUUCCGCCCAAGACUCGGUCUCCGCCGCCCAAACCCAGUUCUUCCAACAAUUACAACAACAAUCCAACUUCCCACCUCUGCCUACAACAAACACUGGAGGCGCAUCCAACACCAACAACACCACCUCCUCCUCAUCACAACAAUACCCCAUCACCCUCCGCAUUAACAUCCUCCAAAACAACAAACGUAUUCUCCCCCGCUUCGACAUCCCCGCACACCAAUGCCCAGAUCUCGAAACCGCCAAACAACUCAUCGGUCGCCGCUUCGCCGGCCAGCUUCCCGAAACCUCUUCUCAACCAGUUCAAGAUUUUGACGGUAACUGGUCCUCGAAUUCGAAUUCCUUCGCUUCCGGAUGGAAAUUCAAAGUCUGGCUCCCGGAAGGUCUUGUCCCCGUUCAGAAUGAUGGCGAAUGGACCAUCGCUCAACUCUCUGCCGGAACGGUGGACUGGAUGGAUGGCGAUUUGAGAGUCGUUGUGGAUAUAGGUGGUGGUAGUGGUGCAGGUGGAGAGGAGAAGUAG